AUGUUGACAAGAACAAGAUGCAACACGGUUCAAGUAGGGAAUGACAGGAGGGUCUUGGGGAGGUCAUGUGCUGGCACAGGGGUCCGAGUCAGUGCAAGGUUGCGAGGUUUUGAGGCAGCGCCAAGGAUUUCACAAGCAGCCAAGCUUCUUUCCGGAAUGUGGGUGCAGCAGAACAAAUUUUCGAACAUGCAGUCAGAUCCCAUGACCACUAGGACAACGUACAUGUUCCGCAAGCUUUCCCUCUGCUGGCAAUACUGGUCAACCAAUCUUCAUUGUGCUGCUGCCCCCACAAUUCUGACCAUCAAAAACUCUGACCUUCAAGCAAGAUGUGUCCAAUAUACUUACGCUACUAACUCGCAUUACAUCAUGCACCACCUGCAAUGUCUCCCAAACAAUUCUGCUGGAGGAUUCUAUGCUGCUACGCCAAGACUUAUUCGUCAUGUUGAAUAUUUCAUAGGUGGACAGGACGGAAACAUUCUUAUCAGCAAGGGAGGCGGACUCCAACCCACAGAGUUCAUCAUCCACGAUGGAAAUUUUAAUCCCUCAAAUGUGUUUCAUGGUCGCUUUGCAGAUGUGAGAUUGAGCUGUCAGCUCACCGCUGGCCAGUAA
This is a messenger RNA of Suillus discolor, 609 nucleotides long. RefSeq lists its product as uncharacterized. Bases 1 to 609 code for a protein of 202 amino acids. The record is from RefSeq and is a predicted model, not a curated record. Lineage: Eukaryota; Fungi; Basidiomycota; Agaricomycetes; Boletales; Suillaceae. The transcript is spliced from 7 exons.